Syngnathoides biaculeatus (alligator pipefish) is the source of this 1353-nucleotide messenger RNA. RefSeq lists its product as uncharacterized. The record is from RefSeq and is a predicted model, not a curated record. NCBI's taxonomy places the organism in Eukaryota, Metazoa, Chordata, Actinopteri, Syngnathiformes, Syngnathidae. The coding region runs from base 1 to 1353 and encodes 450 amino acids. The transcript is spliced from 2 exons.
AUGAAGUUUUUCUGUUUAUUACAUCAGAAUAAAAGGUCGUCUCAAAAAAGGUUCUUGUGUGACACCUUUUAUCAGACCGACACAAUGCAGAAGUUCACCGGUAACAACUCCACUCAAAAGAACUGCUUUGUCAUGAUCCUGCCUCUCCAGCCUGGGUUGUGCGGGUGCCCGCGCGGUUGUGCUGAUAGGGAGGCGCACACCUGCGCCUCAUGCGGGCUAAUUAUUCUGUGUAUUUAUAUGACCCCGACGACGACUGGUCCGUGCCAGUUUGUUGAGCUUCAUGUCCCGUUCGAGUACUCCCGUAUCCCUGAUCGACAACUAGUGUGUACCGACCUUCGCCUGUUUUCCGACCAACCCCUCCUGCAUUUGGGUCCUACUCCCGUUACGAUGGGCCGUGACAGAACGAACUGGCCAAAACAGGACCCAGCAGGAAAGACCCGGCGUCGCCGGGACCGACGCAAGGUAGACCGUCUGCUGGGGGACCAAGCCUGUCGGGUAGGCUCCUUGACGUCCUCCGCUUCCGUGUCUUACGCUCCGCCAGCGAGGUAUGAAUACAUCCCGAACACGACCCAUCCGGCUCCUCAUAUUCUUCUAGACUCUGACUUUUCGGAAUAUGAGGAGGAGCUUGAUUUGUAUGACCGGCUGCCUGAGUACGACUCCGAUGAUUUUGAUUAUGAAUCUCUUUACCUGGUCUUUCAUCCCAGUCAGUUUGUUUCACCUCACAAGUACAACAAUCCGUAUGAAGGAACCCGCUUGGCCAUCUACCCGGGACCUCCGCGUGGCGGCCAGAGGAGACGUCCAGGUCUGGCGGUCCCUUGUGCCUCCCGCGGCGCAGCAACAAAGACUCCUUCCUCGUCCUCCCACUCCUCGCCGGCAACGGUAAAACCGGCAGACCCGCAGCUGGUGGCGAAGCUUCCACCCCCGAGGGAGGAGGAGCCGCCAAAUCACGAGGUGUUCUGCCGCGAAAUGCGGGUGGAGAUAGAAUUAGUGGCUCUCAAGGCCCAAGUCCGGCAAGGAUUGGCGAACCAGCCGAGCUACGCUGACGUUGCAACUGCAACGGACUUGCUGCUGACGCUGGUUCACGUGGCAGUUGGAACUGACCCGCUCCCGAGACACGUCCACAUGUCAGUUUCGACUGACUCUCUGCCUACUCUCGUUCGCGUCACCGUGGAAACAGACCCGCCACCUCGCCAAGCACACACUGCAGUGGGAACGGACUCGCCACCUUGCCAAGUGCACGUCGCAGUGGGAACGGACUCGCCACCUAGCCAAGCGCACGUAGCUGUGGAAACGGAUCCGCUGUGCCAAUCACUAAAUUCAGUAGUUCCGCCCACAGCUAUUGGUAGAUACUGA